This is a messenger RNA of Vitis riparia (riverbank grape), 1451 nucleotides long. RefSeq names its product cysteine synthase-like. Gene Ontology annotation, cellular component: cytoplasm. The record is from RefSeq and is a predicted model, not a curated record. The transcript is spliced from 11 exons. Bases 313 to 1284 code for a protein of 323 amino acids. NCBI's taxonomy places the organism in Eukaryota, Viridiplantae, Streptophyta, Magnoliopsida, Vitales, Vitaceae. Gene Ontology annotation, molecular function: cysteine synthase activity.
AAAAAAACACAUAAAAAAUCAUUCUAGUGGGAGAGAAUGAAAAUUGUUAACCUAAUUCAACAAAAAUGGAUUAUGAAAUACGAAGAUGUUGACAAUUAUGAAACUGACUGGCUAGAAAAACCCAUUAACGACAAGGAACCACUGCACAGAAAGAAGAACAUUGGGGACUGUUCCUUAAUCAUAUGUUUUUUUUAUCGUUUUCUGAGGAACAAUUCUCAGUGUUUGAAUAUAUACUUUCUUAUAUUGCUUUCUGCUUGAGAAGUCUGCAUAGUUGAAGUUUUCUUUGCAAUAUUGGUAAUUUGAAAAGGCAAGAUGGAAGAGAAGUGUGCAAUUGCAAAAGAUGUUACUGAACUAAUAGGGAAUACCCCAAUGGUAUAUCUAAACAAUGUAGUGGACGGUUGUGUAGCCCAUAUUGCUGCUAAGCUAGAGAUGAUGGAACCCUGCUCAAGUGUUAAAGACAGGAUUGGGUAUAGCAUGAUCAAUGAUGCAGAAGAGAAGGGCCUGAUUACGCCUGGGAAGACUGUCCUUAUCGAGCCUACCAGUGGCAAUACUGGCAUUGGAUUGGCAUUCAUUGCAGCAGCUAAGGGUUACAAACUUAUCCUUGUCAUGCCAAGUGUAGUGACUCUUGAGAGAAAAAUGGUUGUCCUAGCUUUUGGAGCAGAGCUGUAUCUCACAGAUAUAGCCAAAGGCAUUCAGGGGGUUUUUGAUAAAGCUGACGAGAUACUGCAAAACACACCCAAUGGUUAUAUUCUUAACCAAUUUGAAAAUCCUGCCAAUCCAAAGAUUCAUUAUGAGACCACAGGACCAGAGAUUUGGAAAGGCACAGGGGGAAAAGUUGAUAUCCUGGUUGCAGGGAUAGGGACUGGGGGUACAGUUACCGGUGCAGGGCACUUCCUCAAGGAGAAAAACCCUGAGAUUAAGGUUUAUGGUAUAGAACCAGCUGAAAGUGCAGUUCUAAAUGGAGGAAACCCUGGCUCACAUAAGAUCCAAGGAAUUGGUGCCGGUAUCAUCCCCAAAGUUUUGGAUACUGAACUACUUGAUGAAGUUAUUCAAAUUUCAAGUGAUGAGGCCAUUGAAACUGCUAGGCUUCUUGCAUUAAAAGAAGGUUUGCUGGUAGGGAUAUCAUCUGGUGCUGCUGCAGCUGCAGCAAUUAAGCUAGCUAAGAGUCCAGAAAAUGCAGGCAAACUCAUCACGGUGAUUUUCCCCAGCUUCGGAGAGCGCUAUCUGUCUUCAGUACUGUUUGAUUCCAUAAGGGAUGAGGCUGAAAACAUGAAGUUUGAUUGAGUUAUUACUUGAUCUGGGAAGAGCCUUGCUAGCUUCAUUAGCCUUUUCCUUCACUUAUCAUUUGGCUGGAAUUACACUAGAAACCUAUUGAUCUCCGCAUUUCACUGUGGACUAGUCGAACGAAUGAUGAAUUAAUUUACUCAUAGCGAUGAAGUUUGAAUUUGAUA